Salvia miltiorrhiza (redroot sage) is the source of this 2023-nucleotide messenger RNA. Its product is annotated as probable pectate lyase 8. Gene Ontology annotation, molecular function: pectate lyase activity. NCBI's taxonomy places the organism in Eukaryota, Viridiplantae, Streptophyta, Magnoliopsida, Lamiales, Lamiaceae. The transcript is spliced from 6 exons. The record is from RefSeq and is a predicted model, not a curated record. Bases 156 to 1493 code for a protein of 445 amino acids.
UUGGUCGUAGCGCAACCUUUUUCUGCUCCAUUUUCGUCUCUUACAAAUUCCCUUCUCUUCCACAUUCUUCACCGAAUCAAAUACAUACGUUUUACACAUAUACAUACGCAUUUACUCAGAGAGAGAGAGAGAGAGAGAGAGGGAGAGGUCACAUAAUGGCGUCGAAGAAAUGGCUACCUCUGUUUUCGCUGCUGCUGUUUGCGUUUGUCGCUGGAGCUCUGUGUAGAAUUCAGAAAGAUGAAUCAGCUAUUUUGAGUGCGGUUGAGAAAGAGGAGGUGCAGAGGUCUGGGAAUUCGACGGCGGCGGAAAAGUUGGAAGGAAUUGAGGAGUAUUUGAACGAACACGCGGUGGAUGAUCCAGAGGAGGUGGCAAGAAUGGUAGAGAUGGCCACAAGAAACAGCACGGAGAGGAGAAAACUGGGUUUCUUCUCAUGCGGAACGGGGAACCCCAUCGACGACUGCUGGCGCUGCGACGCCAACUGGCAGAGGAACCGGAAGCGGCUGGCAGACUGCGGGAUUGGGUUUGGGCGCAACGCGAUUGGGGGGCGCGAUGGGCGCUACUAUGUUGUGACGGAUGCUGGGGACGACGACCCUGUGAACCCGAGGCCGGGCACUCUGCGGCACGCUGUGAUCCAGGACGAGCCUCUGUGGAUCGUCUUCAAGCGAGACAUGGUUAUUACGCUGAAGCAGGAGUUGAUCAUGAACAGCUUUAAGACCAUAGAUGGACGUGGAACGAAUGUCCACAUUGCUAAUGGUGCAUGCAUCACUAUCCAGUUUGUUACUAAUGUUAUUAUCCAUGGUCUGCACAUUCAUGAUUGCAAACCCACUGGCAAUGCCAUGGUCAGGAGCUCCCCUUCCCAUUACGGUUGGAGGACUAUGGCUGAUGGUGAUGCCAUUUCCAUCUUCGGCUCCAGCCACAUUUGGGUCGACCAUAACUCCCUCUCUAACUGCGCCGACGGCCUUGUCGAUGCCGUCAUGGGAUCCACUGCCAUCACCAUUUCCAACAACUACUUCACACACCACAAUGAGGUCAUUCUAUUAGGCCACAGUGACUCUUAUAUGAGAGACAAGCAAAUGCAGGCCACUAUUGCAUUCAACCAUUUCGGAGAGGGCCUCAUUCAGAGAAUGCCAAGGUGCAGACAUGGCUACUUCCACGUCGUGAACAACGACUACACUCAUUGGGAGAUGUAUGCGAUAGGCGGAAGUGCAGAGCCCACCAUCAACAGCCAAGGCAACAGAUACCUAGCACCAGUCAAUCCUUUUGCAAAGGAGGUGACAAAGAGAGUCGACACAGAUGCAGGCAGAUGGAAGAGCUGGAACUGGAGAUCAGAAGGAGACCUGAUGCUCAACGGGGCUUACUUCACACCGUCAGGAGCUGGAGCCUCAGCCAGCUAUGCUCGGGCUUCCAGUUUGGGUGCAAAGUCUUCCUCCAUGGUCGGAACCAUCACUUCCGGUGCCGGGGUCCUUGGCUGCCGCCGGGGGCGCCAGUGCUAGCCUAGCCUACCCACAUGGAAAAGGAACAAAGAAAGGAGGUCUUGUUUCCCUGCCUUCUUCCCAAGCCUUACAAUAUACCUAUUUAAGAGUCAAUUUUUUUUCAAUCCCAUGCUUCAUUCACAUUGGCAAGUGUACAUUUUUUAUACAUGUCUGGACAUUCCACACUCUCCUCCAUUGCCUCCCCGCCAUCACAUUAUUGUGCAACCUCGGCCUGCUUCAAUCCAAACAAAACAUCGUCUCUGGAAACAGGUGCGGAAGCGUUGUCCAAAAUCUUCUCCACCUCCAUCCCUGUCCUAACAGAGAAUAUCUAUAUAUAUAUAUAAAUAUCUGUUUUAUCAUCGUCCACAAAAAUUGUGGUUGCCCCUUUGAAAAUCUACCUUUCCUUCUUGUCUGGAGCCAUACGAAGCUAUUAUAGUGUGAGUGUCCAAAACAUUGUGGAGAAGAAAAAAAAAACAAAAAGAGGAACUUCCUGUAAUAGAUGAUGCAUAGUAUGUAAGUAGUAAGGUUCAAUGCAUUAUGCUUUUACUACA